AUGUCUAACGAUACAGAGAACCAACAAUCCGUUGCUUACACGGAGAAACCAGCCGAAUCGGAGAAUUUUGAUGAAGCAUUUAAAAUCGAAAAACCGAAGUACAAUGACAAGUUCUUUGCCUUGUUUUUCGUGCUUGUGUUUGUUGCCUUCUUCAUUGUGGCAGGUAUAGCCAUCAAUGCGGCUAGAGAAACAUGGAGCUACCAAGGUGGUUCGAUUUACCAUAGUUCAAACACUUUCUCGCUCAAUUCCAACACCGCUAUCUUGUUUGGAUUUGCUGUUGUUAUUGCCGUGGUCUUAUCGUUCCUAAUCCUCGUGUUUGCUAGAUUGAACGCAAAAUUAUUCAUCAUCUCUGGUUUGAUUCUCAACAUCUUGUUGGGAUUGGCCACGGGUAUUUAUUAUUUGGCACUUCAUUAUUGGUCGGCCGGAAUUGUGUUUUUGGUGUUCACUGCAAUUAGUGCUCUUUGCUACUGGAGAUGUAGAAGCAGAAUUCCAUUCAGUGCCAUCGUGCUCGAGAUUUCCAUCGACGUCAUGAAAAGAUACAAAUCAACUUUAGUGGUUUCAUUAUGUGGUAUUCUACUCUCUGGUGCAUUCUCCGCUUUCUUCUUGAUGGUGGUUGUUGGCUGCUAUAUCAAGUAUUCGCCCGAUGCUGGAAAUCCCGGCUGUAGCGAAACCGGAGGUACUUGUUCUAGAGGUAGUUUAAUCGGUGCUUUGGUGUUUGUUUUCUUCGCUGGUUACUACAUCACAGAGGUCAUGAAGAAUGUAAUUCAUGUUACCAUAGCCGGUAUUUACGGAACCUGGUAUUAUUUGGCUGGCUCAGAUCAGGGCGAGCCCAAGUGGCCUGCUUUGAGCUCAUUCAAGAGGGCAAUGACUUAUUGUUUCGGCUCGAUUUGUUUCGGAUCUUUAAUUGUGUCCAUUCUUCAAAUGAUUAGAGGUCUUGUUCAAGCUUUGAGGACACAGUCCUUCGACAACGGAGACAUCUGUGCUGGUUGUGGUUUCCUCAUUUUGGAUUUGAUUCUCGGCUUUUUGGACUGGUUGGUGCGUUACUUUAACCACUACGCUUACAUUUUCGUGGCCCUCUACGGAAAACCAUACAUCGAGUCAGCUAAGAACACCUUCAACUUGAUUCGUCACAAGGGUAUGGAUGCUUUGAUUAAUGACUGUUUCGUGAAUACCUCAUUGCAACUCUAUUCCUUGUUUGUGGCUUACGUGGUGACUUUGUUUUCAUGGUUCUUCUUGAAGUACACCAAACCCGAAUAUAACAGAAAUGGUUCAUUUAAUGCGCCUGUUAUGGCAUUCUGUUUCGUCGUUGCCAUGCAGAUCACCCGUGUCUCUCUUGCAGUCAUUGAAUCUGGUAUUUCUACAUUUUUCGUUGCUUUGGCUAACGAUCCCGAGGUAUUCCAGAUGACAAACAGAGAUCGUUUCGACGAGAUCUUCCGCAAUUACCCUCAAGUUUUGGAGAAGUUGAUGACUAAAGAUGCUCAAGUAGAGCAGCAACAGAACUAUCAACAACAGCAGCAGUACCAAGGCCAACAGCAAUACCAGGGCCAAGCGCCACCACAGUACUAA
Australozyma saopauloensis is the source of this 1566-nucleotide messenger RNA. RefSeq lists its product as uncharacterized. The coding region runs from base 1 to 1566 and encodes 521 amino acids. The record is from RefSeq and is a predicted model, not a curated record. Gene Ontology annotation, cellular component: plasma membrane. The transcript has a single exon. Gene Ontology annotation, molecular function: transmembrane transporter activity. Gene Ontology annotation, biological process: transmembrane transport. Lineage: Eukaryota; Fungi; Ascomycota; Pichiomycetes; Serinales; Metschnikowiaceae.